Suillus subalutaceus is the source of this 314-nucleotide messenger RNA. RefSeq lists its product as uncharacterized. The record is from RefSeq and is a predicted model, not a curated record. The transcript is spliced from 2 exons. NCBI's taxonomy places the organism in Eukaryota, Fungi, Basidiomycota, Agaricomycetes, Boletales, Suillaceae. Bases 39 to 269 code for a protein of 76 amino acids.
ACACCCACUGAUCGUCGCACCUCCAUGCAUACUCCCGCAUGAUAGUGACGUGCUCUACGUUCACACUGUACACCUCGUCCUUCACCAAGUCCGCUAAUCAAGCGUUCGCAGCAGCAGAGAGCGGCGACAGCGACCAGGCGAUGAACAAACAUUUGGAAUUCUUGAAGAAGUUUGAGUCUAACUUUAAUCACUGGUUUAAGGUAAUGUUGUUUCAUUCACGCGGUUACCACAUUCCCGGCUGUCAAUUAUUUUGUCAAGUUUCAUUUUGACUGCGUACAGUACUACGCAUCAAGUGAAUGUGUCGCUGCUUCCCC